AUGGUUCCGCGCCGCGCAGCCUGCGCCGCCGCCCUGGCGCUCCUGAGUCUCGCCGCCGCUGCCGUGUCUCUGCCUUUGCCCGACGCCGGUCCGCACGUUAACUACGGCUGGGGGGAACCGAUCCGGUUGCGGCACCUCUACACCGCCAGUAAACAUGGGCUUUUCAGCUGCUUCUUACGCAUCGGCGGCGACGGACGGGUGGAUGCCGCCGGUAGCCAGAGCGUGCAAAGUUUGCUGGAGAUCCGCGCCGUGGCCGUGCGGACCGUGGCCAUCAAGGGCGUGCGGAGCUCCCGGUACCUCUGCAUGGACGAGGCGGGACGGCUGCACGGGCAGCUCAGGUAUUCCACUGAGGAUUGUUCCUUCGAAGAGGAGAUUCGUCCAGAUGGCUACAACAUCUAUAAAUCAAAAAAAUAUGGAAUACCAGUGUCUUUGAGCAGUGCCAAGCAAAGACAACAGUUCAAAGGAAAAGAUUUUCUUCCACUAUCUCACUUCUUACCUAUGAUCAACACUGUUCCCGUGGAGUCAACAGACUUUGGUGAAUACGGUGAUUACAGCCAGGCCUUUGAACCAGAGGUGUACUCCUCGCCUCUUGAAACAGACAGCAUGGACCCAUUUGGCAUCACCUCUAGACUGUCACCAGUGAAGAGCCCCAGCUUUCAGAAAUGA
This is a messenger RNA of Colius striatus (speckled mousebird), 666 nucleotides long. RefSeq names its product fibroblast growth factor 19 (gene FGF19). The record is from RefSeq and is a predicted model, not a curated record. NCBI's taxonomy places the organism in Eukaryota, Metazoa, Chordata, Aves, Coliiformes, Coliidae. The transcript is spliced from 3 exons. Gene Ontology annotation, biological process: positive regulation of gene expression; cell differentiation; positive regulation of cell population proliferation. Gene Ontology annotation, cellular component: cytoplasm; extracellular region. Gene Ontology annotation, molecular function: growth factor activity; fibroblast growth factor receptor binding. Bases 1 to 666 code for a protein of 221 amino acids.